Molecule: messenger RNA, 1190 nt
Organism: Cyphomyrmex costatus
Lineage: Eukaryota; Metazoa; Arthropoda; Insecta; Hymenoptera; Formicidae
Gene: Pka-R1
Product: protein kinase, cAMP-dependent, regulatory subunit type 1
Exons: 5
Coding region: 1-1119 (372 amino acids)
Biological process (GO): negative regulation of cAMP-dependent protein kinase activity
Cellular component (GO): cytosol; cAMP-dependent protein kinase complex
Molecular function (GO): cAMP binding; protein kinase A catalytic subunit binding; cAMP-dependent protein kinase inhibitor activity
Source: RefSeq, a predicted model, not a curated record
AUGGCGGCGAAUCUCGAGGAGGAGCAGAGCUUACGUGAGUGCGAGGAAUACGUGCAGAGACACAAUAUCCAACAGGUCCUGAAAGACUGUAUAGUGCAACUGUGCGUGGGCCGGCCCGAGAACCCGAUCUCCUUCCUGCGGGAGUACUUCCAGAAGCUGGAAAGGGAACAGGCUCACGAUGCCAAACAACAGAUUGCCACAAGUCCCGAGGAUACGGAAGACAUGCCUGCGGGACAACAGGGCCCGCAGGUGCCACGACGGCGGGGCGGAAUCUCAGCGGAGCCGGUCUCCGAAGAGGAUGCCACCAGUUACGUCAAGAAGGUCGUACCUAAGGAUUAUAAAACCAUGGCUGCCCUGAGCAAAGCCAUCGCCAAGAACGUGCUGUUUGCACACCUAGACGAGAACGAGCGCUCCGACAUAUUCGAUGCGAUGUUCCCCGUGACCUUUCUGCCUGGCGAGGCGAUCAUUCGUCAAGGCGACGAAGGUGACAAUUUCUACGUAAUCGAUCAAGGAGAAGUUGAAAUAUUCGUCAAUGGUGAACUGGCGACGACGAUCGGCGAAGGUGGGAGCUUCGGUGAGCUCGCGUUAAUCUACGGAACUCCACGCGCCGCCACGGUCAGAGCGAAGACCGAUGUGAAACUCUGGGGCAUCGACAGGGAUUCCUACCGCAGAAUUCUCAUGGGCUCUACCAUAAGGAAAAGGAAAAUGUAUGAGGAGUUCUUAUCCAGAGUUUCAAUACUGGAAUCCUUGGAUAAAUGGGAAAGACUUACAGUGGCAGACGCUCUGGAGCCAGUAGCGUUCGACGAUGGUGAAACGAUAGUCCGACAGGGCGAACCGGGUGAAGAUUUUUAUAUAAUCGUCGAAGGUACGGCGGUGGUCCUUCAGCAACGCUCGGAAGGAGACGAGCCUGCGGAGGUCGGCCGUUUAGGACCAUCGGAUUACUUCGGAGAAAUAGCGCUACUGCUAGACAGGCCCCGAGCGGCAACCGUAGUGGCUAGGGGUCCGUUGAAGUGUGUGAAGCUGGAUCGGGCACGGUUCGAGCGGGUCUUAGGUCCGUGCGCCGAUAUUCUGAAACGCAACAUCACCCAGUAUAACAGCUUCGUGUCCCUCUCCGUGUAAACGGACUCAGUCUCUUCGCAUCUCCUCUUCCUAAUUCCAAUCUCGUUCAUCGCAGUCAGUGCUGCUGAUCA